UUAAAUGCCUAAGUUGUGUGAAAAAAUCAACCAAUUCUUAAGAUAACAUGUUGUGGAGAAAUAUCUUCCAUUAACAUCUCUUGUUUGGAGUACUAAAAUCACUCCGAUAUCAAAUUAAAGCCUUGUUAUGGAUAAUUCAACAAUCUAUGUUAAAGUGCACCAGUAUUCAUUAUUAUUAAGCUAGACAUUAUUUAAGGGAAAUGGCCAGAUAAUAAAUAAUUAAUAGAUAAAAUCAAGAAAUUACCUAAGUCCAAGAAGGAGGACUCACAGAUUUUAGUAAUUUUCAUCAUUAAUAUCAUAGUAUAAAAGAAUAAUCAAUAACGAAUAGUUGUCAUCCCAUAAUUUGAAAGGUAAUUAAGUGAAUCUAAUUGCACAACUUAAAUACACGCAUUACAGCUGAUAAAUUAAAAGGAAUUAGAAACUACUUACUUUAGCUUAGAGGACAUUGAAACAACAUACAGUUCCUACCCAGAGGAAUUAAAUUACAGUUUCAUUGAUGAAAGUAUAAUCUAAACACAAUGAAUGAUUAACAUUAAAUA
Molecule: messenger RNA, 539 nt
Organism: Paramecium octaurelia
Lineage: Eukaryota; Ciliophora; Oligohymenophorea; Peniculida; Parameciidae
Source: the annotation of a GenBank genome assembly